AUGGGGAAGGCGGAGGAGAUCACGACGCGGCAACCGACAGUCGUGCAUCUUCCAGUGGAGGAGGCACGUGGGGCCAUCGUUCGUAUGAUUCGGCGCCACAAUGCGGUGGUUAUUGUGGGUGAAACGGGGUCUGGCAAGACGACGCGGAUUCCCCAGUACGUGUGGGACGACCUGGUCGCGCAGGCGCCGCCAGGGCAGCAGGGCAUCGUGGGCUGCACGCAGCCGCGCCGUGUGGCGGCGGUUAGUAUCGCUCGCCACGUGGCAGAACAGCGCGGGGGACGCGUGGGGGGCGAGGUGGCGUAUGCUGUGCGCUUUGACGACACCUGCAGCAGCCAAACCCGCAUCAAGUACAUGACGGAUGGCAUUCUCCUUCGUGAGAUUCAGGCGGACCCGGAGCUUUCACGCUAUCGCUGCUUGCUGCUUGACGAGGCCCACGAGCGCACGCUUCACGGCGAUGUGCUUUUUGGCCUUUUAAAAGACAUUGUUCGGAGGCGGAAAAAAGUCCUGAAUAUUGUUGUCAUGUCAGCCACGCUGAACGCAGAGCACUUUUCGAAGUUUUGGUGGAAUGCCCCUAUCGGUGUCGUCCACGGCCGGUCGUACCCUGUCACGAUCUUCCACACGGUGGAGCCCCAGGCAGACUACGUGGAGGCCGCCGUGAGCACGCUUCUGCAGAUUCACGAAAAGGAGGAAACGGGGGAUGUCUUGUGUUUUCUAACUGGGCAGGAAGAAAUUGAGGAUGCCAAGCGCAUCUUGGAACGACGAAUGAAGCUGAUGCCGAGCACCCUUCAAGACCUCACGGUGCUAACGCUUUAUUCUGCCAUGCCCUACGAACAGCAACUCCGCGUCUUUGAACCCUCGUUGCCGUGCAAGCGAAGGGUCAUUCUGGCAACAAACAUUGCAGAGACGUCUAUUACCGUGGAUGGUAUUAAGUACGUGGUGGACAGUGGGGUGGUGAAGGCAAAGUACUUCAGCAGCAAAACCGGGAUGGAGUUGCUGUCCGAAGUUGACGUUAGUAGGGCCCAAGCGACGCAGCGUACAGGGCGAGCGGGACGUAUGACAGCAGGGAAGUGCUUCCGUCUCUACACCGCGCAGGCGUUUGAGUCUUUGGCAGAAAAUACGGUGCCGGAAAUUCAACGGAGCUCACUUGUCAGUGUCGUACUGCAAAUGAAGAGCCUCCGCAUCGACCGCAUCAUGGACUUUGAAUUUAUGGAUGCCCCUGACCCCAAAUCUGUGGCGAAAGCUGAAGAGACGUUGAUGCUGCUUGGUGCGUUGGAUCGCCACGGUCGCAUCACACGCCUCGGACAACGCCUGAUAGAUUUUCCCAUUGAGCCCAUGGCCGCCAUAGUGCUCUUGGCGGGGAAAGCCAUGGGUGUUGAACGCGACGUCACCGUCGCCGUUGCCAUGACAUGUACUGAGAAUCUUUUUGUUACAUCUCGUGAGGCGAAGGACGGAGCUGACCGCUGCAAGGCUGCCUUUGCCAAGUCCGCAGGCGAUCAUGCGACCUUGCUUAGCAUCUAUUACGCCUACAAGCGUGUCCCGAAGGAGCAGCGCAGGAUGUGGUGUGAGUCGAACGCGCUCAACCCGAGUCAGAUGCUCAAGGCGGAGGAUGUCAUGACACAACUUGAGGCGAUCCUGAACGAGCACAGUGAUGAGGCGUUGUUGUCAACCUUGCUGCGGAGCCUCCCACAUGCGGGGGACAAGGACGCCACUUUCCAGCGCAAGCGCCGCCGUGACGGUGCAACUGCUGUAGCAAAGGAAGAUGGAGCAUGCGAACUGCCGAACGGACACACGUCGAGUACGGCGAAGUUGCGCGAUUUUGAACUGCUUCGACGAGCGCUUUGCUACGGACUUUCACUCAAUGCCGCUUUCUUUAACGCCGAGAUCGGCAACUAUCAGACGGUGGUGGGCCAGCAAGUGGUGCACCUUCACCCGUCCUCGGUUCUCUUUGCGCAGCGCAGAAAGCCGGCCCUGGUGGUUUUUAACAGCGUGGUGCGCACGACGAGGCAGUACAUGAAAGAUGUUUCUGUGGUGCAGGAGGACUGGCUUCGCGACGCAGCCUCUUUUUUGAGGCCUGUACAUUGA
Messenger RNA from Trypanosoma conorhini, 2082 nucleotides. RefSeq names its product putative RNA helicase. The record is from RefSeq and is a predicted model, not a curated record. The coding region runs from base 1 to 2082 and encodes 693 amino acids. Gene Ontology annotation, molecular function: ATP binding; RNA binding. The transcript has a single exon. NCBI's taxonomy places the organism in Eukaryota, Euglenozoa, Kinetoplastea, Trypanosomatida, Trypanosomatidae. Gene Ontology annotation, biological process: positive regulation of transcription by RNA polymerase I. Gene Ontology annotation, cellular component: nucleolus; intracellular anatomical structure.